Molecule: messenger RNA, 501 nt
Organism: Eupeodes corollae
Lineage: Eukaryota; Metazoa; Arthropoda; Insecta; Diptera; Syrphidae
Product: putative mediator of RNA polymerase II transcription subunit 24
Exons: 1
Coding region: 1-501 (166 amino acids)
Source: RefSeq, a predicted model, not a curated record
AUGAGACCAGAAAAACUUGAAAAACGAGACACACGAUACAAACAAGACAAACAAAAUAAAGGAGACAACGAGAUAAACGAAGCCAAGGAUACCAACGAUACCAACGAUAUUAAAAAUAAUAACGAUACCAACGCUACCAAAGAUACCAACGGUACCAAUGAUACUAACGAAACCAACGGUACCAACGAUACCAACGAUACGAACGAUACGAACGAUACCAACGAUACCAACGAUACCAACGAUACCAACGAUACCAACGAUACCAACGAUACCAACGAUACGAACGAUACCAACGAUACCAACGAUACCAACGAUACCAACGAUACCAACGAUACCAACCAUACCAACUAUACCAACGAUACCAACGAUACCAACGACACCAACGAUACCAACGAUACCAACGAAACCAACGAUACCAACGAUACCAACGAUACCAACUAUACCAACGAUACCAACGAUACCAACGAUACCAACGGUACCACAGAUACUAGCCCAAACUAG